AUGGAUGAUUUAACAAGCAAGAAUGAGAAUGGUGAAAGGCUUAUAAUGUUGUUUGGGGUGAAUAUCGCAGCAAAACGCUCUAAAGUUAAUGACACGACCAUGAAUCAUAGUUUUAACACUCAGGAUGAAAAUCAAAAAGAUGACGAGAGGAAUGAAAAUCAUGAUUCUGGUCGAAGCUUCGAUGGUGAAAACCAACAAAUUGUGAAAAAUUGGACAAUGAAUGAACACAAGGCGUUUUUGGAAGGUUUAAAAACUUUUGGGAAAGGUAAAUGGAAGGAUAUAUCAAGUAACUAUGUGAAGACGAAGAAUGCUACUCAAGUUGCCAGUCAUGCACAAAAGUUUUUUCUCAGACUAAAAGGAAUUAGAAAAACCAAGCGCAAGAGCAUCUUCGACAUGAAGCUUGAUUAUGAAGAUUCAAAAACUCCAAGUCCUUCUCCUUCGCUGAUAUUGUCCCCCGGCAACUCUAUUUAG
Molecule: messenger RNA, 471 nt
Organism: Vicia villosa (hairy vetch)
Lineage: Eukaryota; Viridiplantae; Streptophyta; Magnoliopsida; Fabales; Fabaceae
Product: transcription factor MYB1R1-like
Exons: 3
Coding region: 1-471 (156 amino acids)
Biological process (GO): response to gibberellin; response to ethylene; response to auxin
Molecular function (GO): DNA binding
Source: RefSeq, a predicted model, not a curated record